Messenger RNA from Oryzias melastigma (Indian medaka), 1490 nucleotides. RefSeq lists its product as uncharacterized. NCBI's taxonomy places the organism in Eukaryota, Metazoa, Chordata, Actinopteri, Beloniformes, Adrianichthyidae. The record is from RefSeq and is a predicted model, not a curated record. The transcript has 6 exons. Bases 60 to 815 code for a protein of 251 amino acids.
UUUUACCAAAACUGUUUUACUUCCUAGUUUUCAGCGCAUGCGCUCUUCGUUGCACGUUUAUGUUCCUCGCUUCUCUACAAACGAACUGUAUCGGUAUUUUCAUGGCAAAAAAUAAGUCUGUGCAAUUGGAACCAAAAUCUCCCAAAAGGAAAAAGUCAGUUUUAAAUGAAAGUCCAGUUUCUGUAGAAGAAAUGGUUGAGACAAAAGCAAAAAAGAAAAAGAAAGCUCCAGAAGAGAUCCCAUCUGUAAUUAAACCAGAAGAUCAUAAAAAGAACAAGAAGCGCAAAAAAAAGGACGGAGACAAAGGGCAGACACAAACAAGGCAAACUGAGAUUACAGAGCCGUCCACAUGUCCUGAUGGGACACAGGAACCACCGGAGGACAAACUGGAAGAGGAUCUUAGUCCUGAGGAGAAGCGAGUUCUGGAGAGAAAGAUAAAAAAGAUCCUGAAGAAAGAGGAAAAGAAGAGGCUUAAAGCUGAAGGGCAGACUGAUGGAAAAACAGCAGCAGCUGGGCCAAGUGCAUCUCAGCAGGCGCUGGAAUAUCUCACGUGUUGGGCUGAAAAUCGAUCAAUGUGGAAGUUCCAGAAGACGAGGCAGACGUGGUUAUUGCAGCACAUGUUUGACUCGGAGAAGAUUCCAGAUGAAAAAUUCCCCUCGCUGCUUCAGUAUCUGGAGGGGCUUCGUGGGAUGGCCCGGGACACCACAGUGGAAAAGGCCAUGUCCAUGGUGGAGGAAUCUGGACGGACACCAGAGGACGCAGUCAUCCAGCAGAGGGCGCACCGAGCCAGAGAGAUCAUCCAGAUGCUGUCUUGAUGGAGCUGAUCAGAAACUGCUGAUUAAAAAAAAAAAAAAAAAAAAAAAAUCAUAGACUGACUGAAAUACCAAAAACUGUUUCUUUCAAUGCAGAAUUUUAAAAUAAUUCUCUCAUUAAGUGAUAGGACAUUGCCCCUUUAUUACUGAGGGUUUUAAUAAGUUAACUUUUGAAUUUUUUUUCUGAAAAAUCUCAAACUGUACGUUCACUUUUGCCAGGAGGGAAACAAUAUUUAAGCAGCAAGUGAACUGUUCAUGUUGAAGCAGAAACCUGUGAAGUUAUGUCUGAGGAAUGUUUGCAGUCAGGACAUGUCGCUGCGUGUCGAUGUUCAUCAAUGGAGCCACUUGGCUGCCUUUUAUUUAUACUCAUCGAUAGAAGACGUUUUUUUUUUUCCUUUUUAUAACCUAAAAUAACAAAACACACAGCAGAAUGUUAGUUUUUUUCUAUAUUUCCUUUAGUUUUUGCUUAUAUGCUUCUUUUUGGAGCCCACAAUAAUUAAAAUGUGGAAUUUUUAAGCUAAUUUGACGUAAGAAAAGCUGCUGAUGGUUGGCUUUGAAUUCAUGAAAGCUUGGUAUGUCAGGUGUGUGCCAAGUUCAGUUAGUUAGAUGGUUGGAAACUUGUUUUUCAGCGUCUCACAUUUUGUUUUUCUAUUCCAAUAAGUAAAAAGGUUAAAAACA